Molecule: messenger RNA, 998 nt
Organism: Dreissena polymorpha
Lineage: Eukaryota; Metazoa; Mollusca; Bivalvia; Myida; Dreissenidae
Product: protein transport protein Sec61 subunit beta-like
Exons: 4
Coding region: 103-399 (98 amino acids)
Biological process (GO): intracellular protein transport
Cellular component (GO): Sec61 translocon complex
Source: RefSeq, a predicted model, not a curated record
UGUGGAGAAUAUCACCUACGGCUAAUUGUAUGUACAUAAAGACGUCACUUCCUGUUAAGCUGACACGUCGAUCACAUACAUUUCGGUUAGACACGACAGAAGAUGCCAGCUCCAGCUAGUGCAACCACGGUGGGUGCAGGUAGAUCACCCUCCUCUAAAACUGUCUCCCCUAGAUCUUCAGGCGGAUCCUCCACUGUCAGACAAAGGAAAACCACAUCAGGGAGUAGUGCAGGUCGUUCCAAGCCUGGCAGUGGUGGUGGCAGUGCUGGUAUGUGGAGAUUUUACACAGAAGACUCCCCAGGAAUCAAAGUAGGUCCAGUGCCAGUCCUCGUGAUGAGUUUAAUCUUCAUUGCCUCCGUGUUCAUGAUGCACAUCUGGGGAAAAUACAUGCGCUCCUAACAGACUCUCGACAUCUAGAAUAUUAUCAUAAUAGACAUUUUAGUGACAUUGAAUUAAUUGUCUUGCAAAUGCGUAUUUCAACUUCUGUAAGUGUGCAACUGAAACUUGCUAAAUGUUGUUCACUACAGUAAUAGGUAUACCCCCUAGGGCUGUUUGAUAGACAGGGGUUUCAAACAGUAUCAAUAUUCUUGUAAAAUGUGUCAUGUUAUUGUUAAAUGAUGAGUGAUUUACAAUGAGAAAUGGAAGAAAUGACAGUUUUAUUGCUUAUGAUACUUCUGAUAGUAUUUAAACUAGUAAGUAUGAAUUGAUACUGAUGGUAUAUAAUGCAAGACAUGUUGUCAUUUUGACACCCUGGGGGUUAAAUAAACCUUAAACAUUCACAUCUGUUUUCAUCAUAAAGGAACUGCUUAAAGAUUUUUAUUUUGAAAAUUUAUAUCUUUUUUAUCAGCAAAAAAAUGUGACUGUUUAAACCAGUCUGACCAAAUACUAUGUAAAUACUGUCAUUUAUUUGACUGGUUUUAAGGAGCUGAGUUUUGUGAUGUAUGUAUUAUUUUUCAUGUGAAUAUGUCAGAAAUUGAAUAAAUAUUUAUAUUGAAUAA